AUGAGAUUCUCUUCCUCUCUUCUCGUUCUCCUUCAAGGAGCCGCAGCGGUUCAUGGCGGCGUUGUAGAGAGGCAGGCCACGGGUUGCCUGGCUUCCGCUCCGGGGUUUGCUUCUCUCAACGGCGGAACAACCGGCGGCGCCGGCGGCACAGAAGUCACCGUCAAAACCCAGGCGGAUCUUGAAAAGUACGCCAGCGCAUCCGGAAAGUAUGUCAUCAAAGUUAGCGGCCGGAUCACCAUCACGCCUCUCGGCAAGGAGAUCAAGGUUGCGAGUGACAAGACCGUCAUCGGCCUCGGCACAUCUGGCGAGCUCUACCAGGGCGGAUUGGGGUUGAACGGGGCUAAGAAUGUCAUCAUUCGAAACCUGAAGAUCGGCCACACGAACUUGAACGACGGCGUCGAGAACGACCGCGACGGGAUCCAGGCCGACACCGUCAGCAACAUCUGGAUCGACCAUUGUCUCUUUGAGAACGGCGGCGACGGGCUGCUCGACCUGCGAAAGGACACCACCUUCUUCACCGUCUCGAACAACAUCUUCCGCAACCACGACAAGAACUUCGGCAUCGGCUGGACGGAGAACGUCUCGGCCCGCGGCACCAUCAACCACAACUGGUUCGACAAGACCAACCAGCGGAACCCUUCCGCCGACAACCUCGCCCAGGUCCACCUGUACAACAACUACCUCUACGGCAUCACCUCCUACGGCCACUAUGCCCGCGGCAGCACCAAUGCGCGGGUGGAGAACGUCUUCUUUGAGAACACCAAGAACCCACUGACCAAGGACGCCGGGGCCGUGCUGAACGCGUCGGGGAACACGUACAAGAGCUGCACCGGAACCAUUGCGGCCAACUCUGGCACCUCCUUCAACCCCAAGAGCUACUAUUCUUACACUCUCACACCGACUGCCGACGUGCCUGCCUAUGUCAAAGCUAACGCGGGCCCCAAGGCCUCUGUUUGCUCUUAA
Molecule: messenger RNA, 963 nt
Organism: Colletotrichum higginsianum IMI 349063
Lineage: Eukaryota; Fungi; Ascomycota; Sordariomycetes; Glomerellales; Glomerellaceae
Product: Pectate lyase Pel-34K
Exons: 2
Coding region: 1-963 (320 amino acids)
Molecular function (GO): pectate lyase activity
Source: RefSeq, a predicted model, not a curated record